GCGGGAGCUGCCCUCUCCUGCCGGCCUUUGCGGAGGCCGCGUUCGGCCUUCGGACGGGUGGUCGCGGUCGGGUUGUUUCUGCUGUUAAUGAUCAGCCCUGUCUCUUCCUGCUUCUGCAGCUUGCAGGCUGGAGGAGGAGGGGGUUUUAAUAAAACCGGGGCCAGCCGAAAUGGGGAGAUGCCUAAAGCAGCAGUGAGGAGUCCGUCGUCUGCCUAGUUGCCCGCGUCCUUACCUUGCGCUGGAAUCAGCAGAGGAAGAUGUAUAUUUUUAUCCUUGUGCCAAGCUGGUCUAACUCUUAAGCAGAGCUAUGCGCUGAAGUUGGAGGUCCUGACAAAAUGGGAGUACUUGUGUUCUUUGUGACUUGCAGUUUACUUCUAACUCUGGUGAGAGGGCACAGUUUGUUCACAUGUGAGCCAAUUACUAUUUCCAGAUGUUCAGGAAUGCCUUACAAUAUGACUUUUUUUCCAAACAUCAUGGGACACUAUGAUCAGGACACGGCUGCUUUCCAAAUGGAGCCUUUUUUUCCGCUUAUGAAUCUUCACUGUUCACCAGACUUCCACACAUUCCUGUGCAAAGCCUUUGUCCCUGCCUGCCUAGAGCAAGUUCAUGUGAUUCACCCUUGUCGAAGCCUCUGUGAGAAGGUAUAUUCUGAUUGUAAGCAGUUGAUGGACACUUUUGGAAUCACAUGGCCUGAAGAGCUGGAAUGUGCCAGACUAGUCAAUUGUGAUGAAACUGUUCCUGCCACUGCUGCUGUAACCGCAAACAUACAUGGAACUCAGAAGACCCCAGGCCAGACCCGAAGGGAUUAUGGAUUCUGGUGUCCACGACACCUACACACUACCAAUGGACAAGGCUACAAGUUUCUAGGAAUUGAUCAGUGCGCACCCCCAUGUCCCAAUAUGUACUUCAAAAACUAUGAAUUGGAUGUUGCAAAAAGCUUCAUUGGAAUAGUUUCAAUCUUUUGUCUUUGUGCUACACUUUUCACUUUCCUGACUUUCCUGAUUGAUGUUAAAAGGUUUAGGUACCCAGAGAGGCCGAUCAUAUAUUACUCUGUCUGUUACAGCAUAGUCUCGCUAAUGUACUUUAUUGGAUUUUUACUUGGGAACAAAACUGCCUGUAACGAGGCAGAUGAUAAGUUAGAAAUCGGUGAAACAGUUGUUCUUGGCUCCCAAAACAAAGCCUGUACUGUCCUUUUCAUGGUUUUGUAUUUUUUCACUAUGGCAGGAACUAUAUGGUGGGUGAUUCUUACAAUCACUUGGUUCCUUGCAGCUGGAAGAAAAUGGAGCUGUGAAGCUAUUGCACAAAAGGCCAUGUGGUUCCAUGCGGUUGCAUGGGGAAUACCUGGUUUUCUAACCAUUAUGCUUCUUGCAAUGAACAAAGUUGAAGGGGACAAUAUCAGUGGAGUUUGUUUCGUGGGUCUCUACGAUCUGGAUGCCUCUUUAUACUUUGUGCUUUUGCCGUUGUGCCUUUGUGUCUUUUUCGGUCUCUCUCUUCUUUUAGCUGGUAUUAUUUCUUUAAAUCAUGUGCGGCAAGUCAUUCAGCAUGAUGGCAGAAACCAGGAGAAGCUAAAGAAAUUUAUGAUCCGAAUUGGAGUUUUUAGUGGUUUAUACUUGGUGCCUCUUGUAGCACUUCUUGGAUGUUAUGUCUAUGAACUGGUGAACCGGAAGAUCUGGGAAACGACUUGGGUGUUUGACCACUGUGACCAGUACCAUAUUCCUUGUCCUUAUCAGGCAAAAGCACUAGCAAGACCAGAAAUAUUUUUGUUUCUGAUGAAAUAUUUGCUGACAUUGAUUGUUGGCAUAUCUCCAGUCUUCUGGGUGGGAAGUAAAAAGACCUGUUCUGAAUGGGCCAAUUUCUUCAACAGAAACCGCAAAAGAGAUCCCAUCAGUGAAAGUCGAAGAGUGCUGCAAGAAUCAUGUGAAUUUUUCUUGAGGCAUAAUUCCAAAGUUAAGCAUAAAAAGAAGCACUACAAAUCAACCUCACACAGACUGAAAGUCAUUUCGAAGUCAAUGGGGACCAGCACCGCUGGGACAACAAAUCAUGGAACGUCUGCAGUAGCAAUCACUAAUCAUGAUUACUUAAGCCAGGAAACUGUUGCAGAAAUUAAAACCUCUCCAGAGACAUCUGAGAAAGAGGUAGAGGCGGAUGGAACAUCAGUCCGAAGAGUCGACGAAGGUGAAAACAGUGAUCAAAUGUUAUCUGGUUCUAAACUGACCGUGGAUCAGGUGGAAAAAAGAAAUAAAGCAGAUAGCACAUGUCACCUGAGUAGCUUGGGUGAGAGUAUGAAGAGAGCAGCUGAAGGAAGAAUAACUCCUAGGAGUGAUUUUGUUGAAUCUCCUCCAUUACAAGGCAGCUGUUCCCAAAUACCUGAUGUCUCACAGUCAGCUUCCCUACCGCUACUUGUCUACUCGGCUUCAGAUACCAGAAGAGAGUUGGAUUCAGGAAACAGUUCAAACCUUUGAAAGAUUGAAAUUUUAUAUGAACAUUUGCAGUGUAUAAAACUGAUAGAGAUUCUGUGUUACACUGGAAAUAUUGGGUAUUCUGUGCCUUAUUAAAAAACACAUGUAUCUUGCUUUGCACUUGAAAGACGUAGGUUUUGUUGUGGGGGCAGUUAGCAAUAAUGUACUAUAUUUUAUCCUAUACAGGAAUAGUGGAAACAAGUUCUGUAGGAUAUGGCUAGGUUGACUAGCAGUAAUUUAACAAGAAGAUGAGAGGAACAAAUAUUCCCAAUAGGAAAAACACUUUGUAAUGAAUUGUAUUAAAAUAAUGCUUAGAAAGCACUGUUACUUUUCAAGGCAUGAAAGUUCCAUCUUCAUCUUUGUUAUUUUCCAAAACCUGGGGUUUUUUUCCUCUUUUUUUUUUUUUUUUUUUUUUUUUUUUGCUGUCUCUUUAACAGCAGUAUCACUUUAAAUAAGGGAAACACAAAUUUAUAUAUAUAUAGUCCCUACAUUACGUGUCAUGGUGCAUUGAUUAUAGCACUGCUUUAUGGUAGCUUGUACACUGAAUAUGAAAAGGAAUCUGGAAUUAUAGUGACUUAUUUUGUACAUAAAAAUGAAUUUUGUAAAUAACUGACUGCAUAAGGUCAACAUUUAUAACUAGUGUUUUGUAUGUAUUGUACAAACUUAGUAAGGCUAACAUGCUUCCC
Molecule: messenger RNA, 3145 nt
Organism: Neopsephotus bourkii (Bourke's parrot)
Lineage: Eukaryota; Metazoa; Chordata; Aves; Psittaciformes; Psittacidae
Gene: FZD6
Product: frizzled class receptor 6
Exons: 6
Coding region: 336-2462 (708 amino acids)
Biological process (GO): non-canonical Wnt signaling pathway; canonical Wnt signaling pathway
Cellular component (GO): plasma membrane
Molecular function (GO): Wnt-protein binding; Wnt receptor activity
Source: RefSeq, a predicted model, not a curated record